ACGAACUACAAGGACAUUUCAGAUUAAAUAGCUAAAUACUCAGUAAACAAUUUAACGGUUCAAACGCAGUCUGCGAUAUAACUAUGCUUAGUUACGUUAGACAAAUAAUAGACUGCUGAACAAGUUAGCUAACACAGCUAGCUAGCAUGAUGAAGCUCUCUUUGCUUCUUCGCAUGGACGGAACAAGAUGCGUUGAGAACGUGAAGUUAUGAUAAAGACAUGUACCGUCUUUGGUAACCGUGUCACCUCACGUGCUCCAUUUGAAUGCAAACGUAACAUUGUAUCGAUUGUCGUUCAGUCUGCUUCAUAUGAUAGCUAUAUAUGUGGUCAUCUUUAUCUUGGGUGGUGUUGACCCAAAUGUCAUAACAGCUGAUUGAAGCUAGGCUGAUCAUUUCCAGCCAGUGUAGACAGUAUUUAUCAAUGUUCCAGCAAGUGUUAAAGUUCCAUAACAAUAAAUACCAACCCUCGAAAUGUAUAGUAAUGUACAAUCCAGCAUCCAGCUCCCAUUGCUGGUGAAGCGUUCAUGAUGCAUCCUCCUGAACGGCCUGGGGCGUCCCCAGCCCCGUGUCAGCAGGCAGCCUCGGCCCCCCAGGGCACCCUCUGCACCGGACCACUGCGGGGUCUCCUCCAGCUAGCCAUGCCCUCCCUGGGCCUCCUCCUCCCCAGGGUCCAUGCAGCUGUCAGUGUGGCGCCUGCCCCGGUACAGAUCCCCUCCCCCCUACCCAGCCUCGUGGGCAAGCCAGAGUUCCCAGACACUGGAUGGGACCGCAUUAAGGAUCUCUUCGACAGGGAUGAAAUGCAGAAGUAUCCAGAGGAGGUCUCUAGCGUGGUGAAGAGUACCUUAGCUGCCGCCUUGGCGGGCAUGAUCUACGGAGGGCUGCCCGCCGCCCGGCACGCCAGGGAGAGGUUCAUCAAGCUCCACCAGGCUGAGAUAUACCAUAGCCGAGUGGAAGCGGUGCGUUCUGCCCAUAACGCAGCCAUCCGGGGCUUUGUGAGGUACGGCUGGAGGUGGAGCUGGAGAGUAGCAGCCUUCGUCACAUUAUUCAACACUGUGAGCACAGGCCUGUCUGUGUACAGAGACAAGUAUACCCACAGCCACUACGCAGCAGCAGGAGCUGUGACAGGAGGCCUAUUCAGGCUGAACCUGGGUCUCGGGGGACUGGUGGCAGGCACGGCCAUAGGAGCAACCAUGGGGGUGCCGGCUGGAGCUCUGAUCAUCGCCAUGCAGGGAUUGGCGGGAGAAACGGUCCGGGAGAGGAGGAGGAGGGAGCGCAGAGAGCUGUAUGAACUAAAACUGGCAGAAUGGAGUGCCCGUUUGCAGUUGACGGAUGACCUGAUUGGUGAUUUGAACAGCGGUGGGCGGACCCAGGAUGUAGACAAGGACGUACAGAAGAUCCAGGAGCUGCUCAGUUUACCACGGAACGAGGGCGUGGCCCAGGACUCUGACAGCCAAUGACAGCAGCUGAAAAUAUUCUAACUGAUACCAAUCAUAGCUGUCCUCACAGACGGACAAUGGUGGGUGGGACUUUCCUCACCCCCGAGGACAUACUGGUUUCUUUUGAUGUUGACUACUCUAUUCUGUUUACUUCUGUUGAAUGGAAAAGAGGACCUAGUUAUUCGCUCAACAAAUAUGUAUUGAUGCUGAAUUAUGAUUUAUACUGUAAAUGUAAUUGCUUUGUCUGGAUCUUUUAAAUGAUUUCCAACGUAUAUAUUUAAUAUAAAACGGCAAUAAUGACA
Coregonus clupeaformis (lake whitefish) is the source of this 1737-nucleotide messenger RNA. RefSeq names its product translocase of inner mitochondrial membrane domain containing 1 (gene timmdc1). Gene Ontology annotation, cellular component: mitochondrion. The record is from RefSeq and is a predicted model, not a curated record. The coding region runs from base 524 to 1456 and encodes 310 amino acids. The transcript is spliced from 8 exons. Lineage: Eukaryota; Metazoa; Chordata; Actinopteri; Salmoniformes; Salmonidae.